AUGGAAGUCACCGUGAAAUGCUUUCUCCCCCACCCACCUCACUUCAGCCCAGCUGAGCACAACCAGGAGAGAAGUGUUUGGUACGUGCACAGGGACUCUAUGAUCAAGCACCGGGCCCAGAAAGCUCCCCCUGGGCAACACAGGCACUGUGAGCGAUGUUUCAGCCGGCACUGCCGCACACCCAUUGAGAUCUCCGUGUCCUGCAUGGUGAUCAGCUGCCACCUCCACUGCGGGGCCACCUUCCACAUGUGCAAGGAGGAGGAGCACAAAUUGCUCUGCCCCUUAGAGCAGGUGUCCUGCCUCAACUCAGCCUAUGGCUGCCCUUUCUCCAUGGCCCGCUUUAAGCUGGGGAAGCACCUCCAGGUCUGUCCAGCCAGUGUUGUCUGCUGCUCCAUGGAGUGGAACCGCUGGCCAAACGUGGAUUCAGACACAACGCUGCACAAGAAUAUUAUGAAAGAGACCUUGAAUGAAGAAUGUCUGGACACAGCUUUGGCACUCAGAGACCAGAAGAUACUUUUCAGGGCUUUGAAAAUAGCUGAAUUAUUUCCAGAGUGGAGGAAAAAGGAUGAACCGGAAGAACUAAUGGAUCAAGCCAUGGGUGGGGAAGCAGGUGCUGUGGGAGGAGCUGCCUGUGGUUCCCAAGAGGGCAAUGACCAGUCUGAGCUCAGCCAACGUGAGCGGGAAGAUUUGGCAAAGGACAAAGAGGGAAUGGAUCUGGGGAGUUACAAAACAUGGGAGAACAUUUUCAGCAAAGAGCUUCUGGCUUGCCAGGUAACAGGCUCAGCAACCAGCACAGGACAAAAGACAGAGGAGGCUUCCAAGAAAACAGCAUCAGCCUCUCGUGCUGCCAGCUCCACAGAGAAGGCAAAGGAAGGACCUGAUGGUGCAGAAGAGGGAAAGGGCCAAAAGUCUGAACAAGUAACACCGAGUAGAGAACUGAAUGGACUGGCUCCCUGGCAAGAAGGGGUCCUGGAGAGGCUGAAGAAGGAAGUCGGUGUAGCGGAUUACAACAUGUAUCUGGUACAUCACGGGGGAAUGCUCAUCCGCUUCGGCCAGAUGGCUGCUUGCACUCCCAGAGAAAAGGACUUUGUCUAUGGGAACUUGGAAGCCCAGGAGGUGAAGACUGUCUACACCUUCAAAGUGCCAGUUAGUUACUGUGGCAAAAGAGCACGACUAGGAGAUGCACUGGGCCACAAGAUGCCAACUUCAGACAAGUCAGUGGAUACCUCAGAAUUGGGAAUAAACAUAGAAGAACUACCUAAGACAAAUAUAGUUGAAGCCACACUGCUGUGUGCUCUGGAAAAAGAGCUGAAAGGCCAUGAGAUCUCUGAAGCAAGAGGUAUCGAUGGACUCUUUGUGGAUUUUGCAACACAGACAUACAGCUUUCCUUUGGAGCCCUUCUCCUCCAGCGCAGUUCUAGCAGAUAUUCUGGAUGAAAACAGCCCACCAGAACUGCACAUGGAGCUCUACACUGAAUGUGUAACCAGAAGACACAAUAAAAGCAGUUCAGCUUUCACAUUCACUUGCAGUCAUUUCUUUAGGAGGGAUGAGUUCCCAUUCCACUUCAAAAACGUGCACGCUGAUAUCCAGUCAUGCCUGGACAGAUGGUUCCAGCAUCGCUGCCCACUGGCCUACUUGGGAUGUCCUUUUGUCCAAAAUCACUUCCGCCCCGAGGGACUUAAGGCCAAGGUUAUUUACAGCAAGCCUCUCAAGACAUUUGCUAUUAAGCCAGAGGUGGACACCCUUCUUGCUGAACCGGGCAAGUGCAAUUUCAUAGUGGAUAGCAGAGGGAGAAACAAAGACUUGCUGAGCAGCCUCCCAGUGGAAGUGCUCAAGUACAUUGCAGGAUUCCUGGACAGCUUCAGUUUAUCUCAGCUAUCACAAGUGUCAGUGCUCAUGAGGGACAUCUGUGCCACUCUUCUUCAAGAGAGGGGAAUGGUCCUGCUGGUCUGGGAGAAAAAAAGAUAUUCCCAUGGUGGUACUUCUUGGAGAGCUCGUAAAAAGAUCUGGCAGUUCAGCAGCCUGUUCUCCAGAGUUCACAACUGGCAGCACAGCGACGUCCCGAGCAUGUCGGAGCACCUGAGGAAUUGUCCCUUCUACCAGGUGGAGCACAGGACAGACCCCGUGCUGCUGACGGGCAUGAGCGAAUCUCGGGAGCAGACUCGAAAGACUUUGGUCUCUACUUUCAAGCACAGAGUGUGAACAACUUGCUUCCCCUCUGACAUGCUCCCUUCAGGGCUCUGAGAUGAAGAUUUGGGGAUUCAGGUGUAAAGAUUGUUGCUUCCAACUCUCCUUUGGACGUACAAAAUUGGCUUCUCCCCAACUGCGUUUGAAACCUCUGCAUUUUUUUACCCCGCAUUAAAUUGUUAAAGCUUCAACCACUGCUUACUAACAUCACGUGCUUUCUGUUUUCUGUUCCUGGUUUAAUACAGCAUCCUGAAGAAAGCAAUGAGGAUCUUAUUUGAAAACAGCAUUUUUACAUCCUUGAAGGUAGGCUGCUGCUCCUGUACCAUGUGCCUGAGAGAAGCAAGAGCAGUUAAUGUACUUAGCUCAAAUAGAUCUGAAACACCUUCAUUUUGUCUGGAAAGCCAAAUUCUUGGAGCACAAGUAGAUGUCAUCCUGCCUGGCAGACCUAGGGACUGCUAACCUGCUCUGAGACGUGGGCAAAAGAAAAGGACACCCCAAAAUUACAUGAAUUAAUUAGAACUCCAGUGAGAACUUGGGAAUUCACUGCGCAGCCACAGACCAUCAUUUAGAACCCUGACUAAGG
Messenger RNA from Vidua macroura (Pin-tailed whydah), 2770 nucleotides. It is a transcript of the gene FBXO40, whose product is annotated as F-box protein 40. The transcript is spliced from 4 exons. The record is from RefSeq and is a predicted model, not a curated record. Gene Ontology annotation, cellular component: cytoplasm. Gene Ontology annotation, molecular function: zinc ion binding; ubiquitin protein ligase activity; protein binding. Bases 1 to 2202 code for a protein of 733 amino acids. NCBI's taxonomy places the organism in Eukaryota, Metazoa, Chordata, Aves, Passeriformes, Viduidae.